GGGCACUUCCUGUGUCAUGGCGCUGCAGUGAGUUCUGUGAGUUCGUUGCUGAGAGACCACAGUUGUGUGGACCGUCUUUUCUAUUAGUUUAUUUUUGACGUUCUGAACUGCCGUCUCUUGUUCUGGCUGCAGCGUGCACAGAAGGAUCCCGGGAGACCUUCAAGCCACGCAAUGGAGGCAGUGACCUUGGAGGAUGUAACUGUGAACUUCACCAAGGAGGAGUGGGCUCUGCUGAAUUCAUCUCAGAAGAAGCUCUACAGAGAUGUGAUGUGGGAAACAUUUAGGAAUAUAAAUGCUAUAGGAAGUACUUGGGACAGCCAUCAAAUGGAAGAAUGCAGAAAUUGUUCAAGAAAGCUCAGGGGUAUUCACAGUAGAUGACUUCUGGAAAUAAGUCACAGUGUGUAAGCUCUGAAAUGAAAAGGAAGCAAUGUGGUAUGAACAUAAAACUUACAAUCAACAUAAAAACAUGUACCUUUGGCCUUCAGAUGUUAAUGAAGACAAGACAAAAUCCGCUUUAAAGCCAGCUGAAAGUUUCAUUUGUGGAGAGCCCAUGAUUGUUCAUUUAUCAUUGAAUAUGCCCAUCUUACCUCACCCUGGAGGAAAGCCACGUGAGUAUUUGGGAUUUGAAGACAAGCUGAAUAAAUGUAAUGAACAUGGAAAACCCUGCAGUAAUUUCCAGUGCUUUCAGAAGCAUACAAGGACAAAGAAUGGAGAGAAACCCUAUCAACAUGAGCAGUGCAUGAAAUCCUACUCUGAAUUUAGUGAAAGAACUCAUUUUGAAGAGAAGAUGGUUGUUGAUCAGGAAAAUGUGAAAGCUUCCAGCACCCCCACUGAUCUUCAAAUUGCUGAAAGAAUUCACGCUGGAAGGAAACCAUAUGAAAGCAAGCAAUAUGAAAAUUCCUUCAACGCUCAAAGGUAUAAAAUUCUUGAAAAGAUUCACAUGGAAGAGAAACAUUGUGUGUACAAGCAGUGUGGGAAGACAUUCACUACCCACAAAUCUUGUCAAGUACAUGAAAGAAAUCACAUGGGAAUGAAACCUUAUGUGUGCAAGCAAUGUGGAAAAACAUUCACUUCAAAGAGUUAUUCCAAGGUACAUGAAAGAAUUCACACAGGACUGAAACCUUAUGCAUGCAAGCACUGUGGAAAGGCAUUCAGUACACACAAUUAUUGUCAAAAACACGAAAGAAUUCACAGUGGGGUGAAACCUUAUGUGUGCAAGCACUGUGGAAAAGGAUUCACUACCAAGAGUUCUUGUAACAUACACGAAAGAUUUCAUACUGGGGAAAAACCUUAUGUAUGCAAGUACUGUGAAAAGGCAUUCACUACAUACAUUAGUUGGCAAAGUCAUGAAAGAACUCACACUCAGGAGAAAACUUAUAUGUGCAAACAGUGUGGGGAAGCAUUCCUUACACCCAGUAAGAGACAAACACACGAAAGAACUCACACUGUGGAGAAACCUUAUGCAUGCAAGCAGUGUGGAAAAGCAUUCACUAGAAAGGGUUAUUGCAAGAUACAUGAAAGAAUUCACACAGGACUGAAACCUUAUGCGUGUAAGCACUGUGGAAAGGCAUUCAGUACACACAAUUAUUGUCAAAAACACGAAAGACUUCACAGUGGGGUGAAACCUUAUGUGUGCAAACAAUGUGGGAAGGCAUUCUCUACUCGGAAUGAGUGUCAAGUACAUGGAAGAACUCACACUGGGGAAAAACCUUAUGAGUGCAAGCAGUGUGGGAAAGCAUUCACUACACACCACUCUUGUCAAAGACAUGAACUCACUCACACUGGGGUGAAACCUUAUGUGUGUAAGCAAUGUGGAAAAGGAUUCACUACCAGGAAUUCUUGUAACAUACAUGAAAGAUUUCAUACUGGGGAAAAACCUUAUGUAUGCAAGUACUGUGCAAAGGCAUUCAUUUCAAACAGUCAUUGUCAGCGUCAUGAAAGAAAUCACUCAGGAGAAGCCUAAUGUGUGCAAGCAGUGUGGGAAGGCACUACUUACAUGCAGUAAGAGGCAAACGAAUGAAUUCACACUGGAGAGAAACCUUGUGUGCAAGCAAUGCAGGAAGGCAUUCACUGAAAGGAUAGCUGUAAAAGACAUGAACGUACUCACACUAGAGUAAAAUCUUAUCUGUUAGAGCAAUAUGGAAAGACAUUUACUACACACACAUCUUGUCAAAUCUAUGAAAGAACUCACAGAUGGGAGCAUAUGCAUGUGAGCUGUUUCAGAAAAAGAUUUGCUAGUAGUUCUUCAAUUUAUAUACAUAACUCACUCUGAGGAGGAACCCUAUGUAUAUCAACAAUGUGGAGAAAGAAUUCAGUGAACACAUUUUUUAUCAGCUACAUGGAAGAAUUCACUGGAGACUGACCCUAUCUGUGUACACCUAUUUGGAAAAAAGGGUGAAAAUUCCUCCUGUAGUGAGACUUGUACACAUUGAAAAAUAAAAUUUGAUGUCAGUAUAUCUUCAUGGGCUUUACAGAAAAUACAUUGCUAGAUACACA
Molecule: messenger RNA, 2496 nt
Organism: Cavia porcellus (domestic guinea pig)
Lineage: Eukaryota; Metazoa; Chordata; Mammalia; Rodentia; Caviidae
Product: zinc finger protein 14-like
Exons: 5
Coding region: 428-1963 (511 amino acids)
Biological process (GO): regulation of transcription by RNA polymerase II
Cellular component (GO): nucleus
Molecular function (GO): RNA polymerase II cis-regulatory region sequence-specific DNA binding; DNA-binding transcription factor activity, RNA polymerase II-specific
Source: RefSeq, a predicted model, not a curated record